Molecule: messenger RNA, 4686 nt
Organism: Seriola aureovittata
Lineage: Eukaryota; Metazoa; Chordata; Actinopteri; Carangiformes; Carangidae
Gene: me2
Product: malic enzyme 2, NAD(+)-dependent, mitochondrial
Exons: 15
Coding region: 222-1973 (583 amino acids)
Biological process (GO): pyruvate metabolic process; malate metabolic process
Cellular component (GO): mitochondrion
Molecular function (GO): NAD binding; malate dehydrogenase (decarboxylating) (NADP+) activity; malate dehydrogenase (decarboxylating) (NAD+) activity
Source: RefSeq, a predicted model, not a curated record
CUACACUGCGUGGGUCUCUUCUUCUCACCACCACUCUGCUGCAUCUGUGGCUGCUGUCAAGGGAUACACCAAGCGGUCUGGUCAUAGUACUUAUACAGCAAACUCCACGAGAAAUAUGCUUAAGGGACAGUGACCUUGCCAACGGAAGGAAACGCAGUUUUAUAAAUUUCAAGAGCAGCAGCUUUCUACCUGUGCACCUUCCAGACCAGUGACUGUCCACCAUGUUGUCCAGGUUGAGGACAACCUGGUCCCUGAGGCCCUGUGUCUCUAUUUGCAGAUGGGCACACACCAAAGAGAAGGGCAAGCCCCUCAUGCUCAACCCUCGAACCAACAAAGGCAUGGCCUUCUCUCUACAGGAGCGACAGAUUUUGGGGAUACAUGGUCUGUUGCCUCCUAAAGUGGAGACUCAGGACAAUCAAGCCAUGCGCUUUCAGAAAAAUCUCAAGAAAAUGACUGAUCCCCUACAGAAGUACAUCUACUUGAUGGGCAUCCAGGAAAGGAAUGAGAGGCUUUUCUAUAGGGUGUUGAUGGAAGACAUAGAUGAAUUGAUGCCAAUAGUCUACACUCCCACUGUAGGCCUGGCCUGCACGCAGUAUGGACACAUCUUUAGAAGACCCAAAGGCUUGUUCAUCUCCAUUCGGGACAGAGGACACAUCCGAUCCAUCCUGGACAACUGGCCAGAAACUAAUGUUGCAGCAGUAGUAGUAACUGAUGGAGAGCGUAUUUUAGGAUUAGGGGAUCUGGGUGUUUAUGGAAUGGGCAUCCCAGUCGGAAAACUUUGCCUGUACACUGCGUGUGCCGGCAUUAGACCUGAGAGAUGUCUGCCUGUGGUGAUAGAUGUUGGCACAGACAAUGAGACUCUCCUGAAGGAUCCACUGUACAUGGGCCUGUACCAGAAGCGAGACCGCUCACAAGCCUAUGAUGAUCUGAUUGAUGAGUUCAUGGAGGCUGUGGUGGACAAAUAUGGACAGGACACACUGAUCCAAUUUGAGGACUUUGGGAAUCACAAUGCCUUCCGCUUUCUCAGGAAGUACAGGGAGAAAUACUGCACCUUCAAUGAUGAUAUCCAAGGCACUGCGUCUGUAGCCCUUGCUGGUCUGUUAGCAGCUCAGAGAGCCGUUGGCAAACCCAUCACUGAACACCGAGUGCUUUUCCUGGGAGCUGGAGAGGCUGCCCUUGGAAUUGCCAAUCUGAUUGUCAUGGCCAUGAUGGAGACGGGUAUGAGUCAAGCUGAGGCCAGAAAAAGAAUCUGGAUGUUUGAUAAAUAUGGCUUACUAGUAAAGGGUAGACAGCAGGAAACGGACACAAAUCAGGAGGCAUUUGUCCAUGACAGUCCAGGGAAUGUACAGAGCUUCCUUGAAGCUGUCAACACCAUAAAACCCACAGCUAUCAUUGGUGUGUCAGGAGCUGGACGUCUGUUCACCCAUGAUGUCAUCAAGGCCAUGGGAACCCUGAAUGAACGACCAAUCAUCUUUGCCCUGAGUAACCCCACCAAUAAAGCAGAGUGCACAGCAGAGGAUGCCUACACACUCACUGAUGGUAGAUGUCUUUUUGCCAGUGGUAGUCCAUUUGGUCCAGUGACUCUGAGUGAUGGCCGCGUCUUCACUCCUGGACAAGGGAACAAUGCUUACAUCUUCCCAGGUGUGGCCCUGGCUGUAAUCCUGAGUGGAGUGAGACACAUCAGUGACACAGUAUUUCUAGAAGCUGCCAAGACCCUUGCUGAGCAGCUGGCGGAUAAAGAGCUAGAAGAAGGAAGACUAUAUCCUCCUCUUUCCAACAUCAGAGAGGUCUCUAUCCAGAUGGCUGUCAAGGUGGUGGAGUAUGUCUAUGCUAAAGGCAUGGCGUUCCGCUACCCUGAGCCUGUGGACAAGGACAGCUUCGUACGUGCUACUGUCUGGAACACCAAUUAUGACUCCUUCCUGCCAGACACCUAUGACUGGCCAGGUGUCAGCUUCAGCCCCAAGACUAACUAGAACUAGAACAAACUCUCACUGUUCCCAAUGUUAUGUCACUCUCUCCCUUUGUUUUCCAUUUUACUCUUAAUCACAGAUCUUUUGAGAUGAUCAUAGUUAUCUUAGUGCAAGCAUACUGCUUCCAUAUCACUGCAUUUGCACUAACACAGUCUUAUGAGAUCUGUGAAAAGGUAGAGUGUGAGGGCACUUGGAAAGAUAAGGACAUUUGACUUUGCAUCAUAAGUAAACCUGCAUGGAACUUGAGGGCCACCUGGUGUUGGCAAAAAGGCAGUGUGGAAAUCUGGUUUUCAUUGUUGAAACCUUGAGAUACAUUUUAAUUAUCUAUGUUCUACUUUGAAAAGCAAAUGACAACAAUAAUAUCAGAAAGUGGGCAAUUACAGUUAGUCACCUUUAAAUAUUCUUUGUGAUUGUCAACUGCUCUUGAUAAGCAGAAACCCAAACACCAAAACACAAACACUAGGUAAAUUAUAUUAUGCUGUAUAGCAGUCCAAACACUGGUAGGCUACUGAAGGUUAAAAUGGAUUUUUACAUGGUAGUGGAGAUGACACUUAUUAUUUGUGUUUGUCAAUCUCCACCAUCUUUUUAGUCAUAAAUUACCUAUAAAUAAAUAAUAAAUAUAGUUAUAAUAGGUAUAGUUUCCCUUUUGUUAAGAAAUGCCCUGUACAAUACCAUUAUCUUUUUCACCUAUUUUAAGCAUUACUUUUUCCACUCCAUAGUUAAAAUAAUGAUGACUUUUAAUUUUAUUAUUUAUUUUUGUACACUCCUGAUGUAGAAAUGUUAUUCUUUGGUUAAUACUGACAAACUCAAUUCUUUAUGUUUAGUCCAGUUACUACUUUUCUGACUAUAUGUGGCUACCUAGAGAUUGCCAAACAUUAUGCAAAGUUUUAACAUAGGGUUUCUACAUUGCCUUUUUCACAUCAAGAGGGCCUCUGGUGUAUUCACUGAACAACCAAUGCCUGAUGUAACACAUAUUGUCAGACUUCUUUUUAAGCCGUGUACAUAUCAGGCCACAUUGGUAAUCAGCAAUAGUCCAGUAGAGCAGAGGGAUAAAGAGCUUGGCUUUUAUGUGUAAACGGUGAAAAAGAGAAUAGACAGUGUAACUCAGGGGAGAAAUAAAGUGAGUAUUUAAAGAAAGACCUCUUAAUGGAAAAUGAUGAGAUUGUAUGAAGGGAAAUUAAAUUAAAUUUAUAUCUAAAAACAUUCAAGGAAUCCUCCAGCUUGACAACACAUCCAACGUCCACUCCAGCAUUUUAUUUGUUCAAUUGUUCUUGUCACAUUAUGUUUGUUUCUCAGAAUUUAUUUUGUUUUAUUUUUGUGUGGUGUUUUUUGAUGUUUUGUUAAGUCAUCAACUCUCCUUAAAUGAAUUGUGGUAUGAAGACCCCUUUUGCUUAAGUGUGAUAUACAUAUUUAAGGAAACAGUGUGCAGUAUAAAAUAAUUGGAUAAACUAUCAUUUUUUUCCUUUAUUAUAUUUUAUUUACUGUACAGGCACUUUUGUGGAAAAGUGGGACUGUGUGCUGAAAGAGUAACUAUAAAGCUGUCUAAAAUACGUCCAAUACGUGUGUGUUUGCUGGUUGGUGUGUGGGUUUCACUCCAUGGAACAUAUUCAACAACACAACAGACUUACAGGCUAGGUCUCUGUUCACUGUGAUCUACCAUGAUCGAGGAAAAGAUAAACUGACUGUUACAACUUCAUCUACCAUGAUCUAGAAGACGUUGUAACAUAGUCAAGUUUAAUACAUGAUUUACACUGUGAGCUACUCAAAAACUAUAUUAUUGGUAUCAAAAGUUAUUUAACCAACUAGCCCAGUUGGGAAAGGACAUCACUGAAAUCUUGACAUUUUGCCCCUUUUAAUAUGGUUUUCAUUCUCUCUACCUUUUGGAUCCUUGGUGACAAAAUUAAUGUACAGUUUUUGGUGUAAAGGGUAAUGGUGCCUGAAAGAUGGAUUGUUACUGGCAACUUUUAUUUUUGAUGAAGAAACUUAGUAAUGCUAACAAGUCAACUUUAACUAUCCUAAGUGUCAACAGAGAAGCAUUUUUAUGUUGAACCAGAUAAUGGCAUUGGUAGUUAUUUCAGUAUGUUAAAAUAUAUAUGCUAGUCCACUGUGUAUAUUUUAACCUCAGGACUGUGUUUUAUGACCUUCUGACUUCCUGCACUGAAGUGCCAAAGUGUUCAAAGUCACUCCAUUUCCACAACGUAGACCUCUUAACAUGCUGCAAACAGAGAUGAGAAACAACCCAUCAGCACUAUGAAUAUAAAAAUUGCUGUUUGUAUUGUACAAAAUGAAGUAAUUGUGUGUUAUUCAACGUGCAGCUUUUUCUCUGAUAGACUUUGCAGCUUCUGGUUAUGAAUACUUAAUAUGUUGUUAAAGGCAACGUUUUCUACAUAUAACUUUAGUUUUAUGUAAAAGAAACUAUAUAAUGGUUAAACCCCAUUAAGUGUUUGCUCAUGUCAUGUGUUUAUCCAGUUGUUGUUACUGACUAUAAUUGUCCAUUACGAGUUUUUACUGUGUUGUGAUCGGUGAUUGGUCUGCUCGUGAUUUCCUCCACAUUUCACUAAAGUGUGCAUUCAUGUAGUGCUUUGUCCUUUGUCAUUCUGAAGUUUAUUUUUAUUACACAGUAAUAUUGCCUUAGCGUUUGUAUGCAAAGUGCAGCAUGUUUGUGCUGCUUCAGUGAUGUUAAAGUGCAGAAUAAAACCUAUUUUACACUGGCUAA